Xiphophorus maculatus (southern platyfish) is the source of this 495-nucleotide messenger RNA. RefSeq lists its product as uncharacterized. The transcript is spliced from 5 exons. The record is from RefSeq and is a predicted model, not a curated record. NCBI's taxonomy places the organism in Eukaryota, Metazoa, Chordata, Actinopteri, Cyprinodontiformes, Poeciliidae. Bases 1 to 495 code for a protein of 164 amino acids.
AUGUUGACAGGAGAGCUUGAGGCCCGCAGGACUGCGGUGCCAUGGGAACUUGAGGCCAUCGAACACAGUGUUGUAGUGAACCUGGUUGAGACCAGCACGGCCCCCAGUGGGAUGGAACUGGUCAGCUCCUAUCAGACCAACAGAGUGGGGGACCCCAUGGACCCCCACUCUCAAGUGCAGAAGGGGGACGACUUUGUCAAAGCCAACGCUUGCAACAAACUGACAGUAAUCGCUGACCAGAUCAGGUACCUGCAGGAGCAGGCCAAAAAGGUUUUAGAAGAAGCAAAGAGAGACGCUGACCUCCACCAUGCUGCCUGUAAUAUUGUGAAAAAGCCAGGCAACAUGUACUACUUGUACCAGCGGCCGUCUGGACAGAAAUACUUCUCCAUCAUCUCCCCUAAGGUUGGUUCCAUGAAACGUGAACUUCGAGUUCUGUCACCUUCAUUCAUUUUUAUGCAUUAUCUAACACAGUGGUUCGCAAACUUUUUUCAGUGA